Molecule: messenger RNA, 1302 nt
Organism: Closterium sp. Yama58-4
Lineage: Eukaryota; Viridiplantae; Streptophyta; Zygnematophyceae; Desmidiales; Closteriaceae
Source: the annotation of a GenBank genome assembly
AUGACGUCGAAUCGAGCCGCAGUGCUCGUGCCGCCGUUCGUUAUAGGCGUCUUGACGGGCUUCACUUUGCUGAUGCUGCAGCAGUCACUGUCACCACGCUUUCCGAUAUCCUUUGACAGGGUAGAUACAGCAGCGGUUCAGGACGAACAGGCAUCGAUCGCGCCGGUUCGCAGUACAGGCAGCGGUUCGCGCCGGUUUGAAGCUCUUUCCUCGUUUGAGGAGCUCGUACCGUUUCGUUACAACACGAGCGCUGUAGUAGUGGACGGAAAGCUGAACGUACACUUGGUGGCUCACUCGCACGACGAUCUCGGCUGGUUGAAAACCAUUGAUCAGUAUUACGUCGACACGGUACAGUACAUCAUCGAGACCGUUGUUGACCAGCUUUCGGACAAUCCUGACCGCAAGUUCAUUCAGGUCGAGCAGGGUUUUUUCUAUCGUUGGUGGGAACGCCAGAACGAAUCAGUGCGGGAAAAAGUACGGAAGCUGGUGGAUUCUGGCCAAUUGGAGUUCAUCAACGGCGGGUGGGUGAUGCAUGACGAGGCGUGCGCGCACUACACGGACAUGGUGCAUCAGAUGGCCAUGGGGCACCGCUUCCUCAAGGCCACAUUCAACGUCACCCCGCGCAUCGCCUGGCAGAUCGACCCCUUCGGCCACUCCGCCACAGAAGCCAGCCUCAUCACCGCCCAGGCGGGGCUACAAGCAGUGUUUAUAGGGAGGGUGGACCAGCAGGAGAAGGAGGCUCGGUUGGCUGCCAGAACAAUGGAGUUUGUGUGGCGCGCUGAGGGGGCGACGCAGAGAGACAACCAGGUGCUGGGAAUGGUGUCGUAUGACGGCUACUACUCGCCCUCUCUGUUCCGCUACCAGGAUUCAGACGAUCCUUCUUCCCGCUUUCAGGACAAUCCCUAUGGGGGGACUCCCAACGUGCAGCGCCUGGUGGACGAGUUUGUCACGGAAGUGACCAAGAGGGCGGAUGGCUUUAAGACGAACCACCUGCUGUUCCCCAUGGGCGAGGACUUUGCGUUUGACCGAGCCAUCUCGUGGUUCAAGAACAUGGAUAAGCUCAUUCACUACGUCAACCUGGACGGGAGGGUGAACGCGCUCUAUUCCACGCCAUCCAUGUAUCUUGAUGCACUACACUCUGCCAAUGCCACGUGGCCUCUCAAGACUGGUGACAUGUUCCCCUAUCAGGACAGUGGCCCCUACUGGUCGGGCUACUUCAGCAGCCGCCCCUCCCUGAAGCUCCUCGCCCGCUCCUGCAGCGCCCUCCUGCUGGUGCGCUGCCCUCUCCACCUGCUCUUUUGA